AUGCCACGCGGGUUCCUGGUGAAAAGGUCCGGCUGUCACCCACAUACCUACCUAGACGCUCGACCUAGACAGUGUGUAGACAUAGCGCAUAGAACUAUUACUUUAGAGAAAGAUAGUCAACAUAAUCCUAUUUCUGUAGGCUCGAAGAUUUUCUCGACAUUCUCACACGUUCGUAGAACAGAAGCAGAACAACGUGAUAGCUGCUCAGUAACUUCAAUUCCGUCAAUAGUGGUUAGUGGCCUGGCGAAAGAACAAGAUGAACCAUUGGAGUUAACCACAGUACGUCGAUGUGGGACCCCAACAAAGGAAACAUCUCUGCUGGAUCAGCUUCCUGCAACUCCUCCUCGACCUCUCAGAGCUCCCCAACCACCCCAUUUGUGUCCGACUCCUAAAAAGAGAACCCUGUCAACAAGUCCCGAUACUGAACGUAAAACAAAGUCUCUUCGGAAAGGAAAAUUUGCUCGUAAUCUAAAUUUUGACGAUGAUAAGACGUCUCCAGUUUCAGGAAUGUUUAUCCUCGAUCUGGACAGUGAUGAAGAAGUGACCGGGUCUGUAAAACAAGGUGACAUCGAUCCUAGUCUUAACUUGGUAUCCGUUAGCGAAGAAGCCAAAGCCGAGCUGGCCAAAAUUGACAACAAGCUGGGGGCCUACACGUGCCAAUUAUGUAAGGAUGAAUUCGUCGAUGCUUUCUGUCUCGCUCAGCACCGCUGUUCUCGCAUAGUUCACGUGGAAUACCGUUGUCCGGACUGUGACAAAGUGUUUAACUGCCCAGCCAACUUGGCUUCUCACCGUCGCUGGCACAAACCUCGCCAAGAUACUGUAGCCACAUCAACCAAGUUCCCUGCCACCCAGACAAAGCCCUCCUCCACUGAAAACGUAGCUACUCCUUCGUCAGAUCCACCUGUGCUAGAGUCGGGUGCAGGAGAAAUUAAGGAAGGAGAAAAGUUUGGGUGUGAGGUAUGCGGGAAGAAGUUCAAGCGACAGACAUAUCUUAAAAAACACAUCCAAACACAUAAUAAAGUAAUGGAAAAUUCCGAAAUAGACUAUUUCUGCCAAUGUGGCAAAGCUUUCAGAAGUCUGGCGGAUCGUUCCAAACACAACUUAAUUCACCCUGGACUGUUAUCUUCACUCCAGGACCCUCACCUGGGAGACAUCUUCUACCCAUGCAAGUUCUGCCCAAGCAUCUUCUACAGCCCAGGAGGCUUGAGCCACCAUCUUACCAGCUACCACCCGGUGGAAAGCAGGAGACUCCUUCUACAACAACUCCCAAACAUUACUUCCCAGUUCCCUGCUUAG
Messenger RNA from Limulus polyphemus (Atlantic horseshoe crab), 1296 nucleotides. Its product is annotated as insulinoma-associated protein 1a-like. The record is from RefSeq and is a predicted model, not a curated record. Gene Ontology annotation, biological process: regulation of cell cycle process; neuron differentiation; negative regulation of transcription by RNA polymerase II. The transcript has a single exon. Lineage: Eukaryota; Metazoa; Arthropoda; Merostomata; Xiphosura; Limulidae. The coding region runs from base 1 to 1296 and encodes 431 amino acids. Gene Ontology annotation, cellular component: nucleus; transcription repressor complex. Gene Ontology annotation, molecular function: DNA-binding transcription repressor activity, RNA polymerase II-specific; RNA polymerase II cis-regulatory region sequence-specific DNA binding.